This is a messenger RNA of Xiphophorus couchianus (Monterrey platyfish), 9095 nucleotides long. RefSeq names its product sterile alpha motif domain-containing protein 9-like. The record is from RefSeq and is a predicted model, not a curated record. Gene Ontology annotation, molecular function: protein binding. NCBI's taxonomy places the organism in Eukaryota, Metazoa, Chordata, Actinopteri, Cyprinodontiformes, Poeciliidae. Bases 5484 to 8321 code for a protein of 945 amino acids. Gene Ontology annotation, cellular component: cytoplasm. The transcript has 4 exons.
CAACAAACUAGUGUGUUUUUUUUAUUAUUCUUUCUUUUCAAAGCAGUAGAAUUGAGUCUCGUAUUACCUGCACACGUUGCAACUCGGUGGAGUCGCAGGCAGCUGGGCUGAACGGAGCAAAACGUCACGGUGUUCCGGGAAAACGAUCUCGGUUUCCGGUAAGAGUUUGUGGCUGAAUCUGAGAUCAUCUGCGGGGUGCGCGAGCGAGUGUCUUGUGUUUUUGCGAUAGACAUAAGAAGAAGCUACACGGAAGUGACGCAGUUUUUAAGCGCUUUUCGUUUUAAGUUUGUCAGACUAUGUCGGGAUGGGAGGUUUCACUUAAGGCUGGAAACAUUCCUCUGGCGGGAUUUAGGACUUGAUGGCAAUCUUAAUGUUUUUUUUUUUUUUAAAUGUAAGUUUUUGUGUGUGGACAGAACCAGUGUGUCAGCAUCACUUAUGCAUAUUUUUGUUGUACUCGAGAAAAUACGAAACGUUUUGGGUUGAGCAAGUUUUUUUGUUGUUGUUGUUUUAAUUUCUCUAAUUAUUCAGUUUGCUGAUUUCUCUCAUUUCCUGCUUGCCCGUUUCGUGAAUUGCAUCGCCCUCCAGUGGUGUAGCAAGCGACAGUCCGUCUUGUCCUCUUAUGUUAGUUAGAACUUAAAAAAUAAAAGUUAUCACGUAGAUGUGCUGUUGUUCAAUGUUGUUACACAAUUGAUUUGGUUUGAGACAAUAAAGUGACCCGGCUCUUUCCCAGCGUUAUUAACACAGGUGUGCUUAAUUUACGAGGUAACGAGGAGCGAUACUGCAUCGAUUAUUCGCUCACGUUCCGCUUACAUAACCGCGAUAGACGCCGUCGGCUCAAUGCUGUUACAAGUUGUCUGUAAGAGCGCCCUCUGCUGGGGGUGAGAAGUACUUCAGGAUCAUUUUUGCAGUGAUUGUAAUAGAUAAGAGGGAAAAAUAAUCACGUGGCUUUUUUUUUUUUGUCAUGAUUUAUGAGACUGAACUGAAAUUAUGCCAUUUUUGUCAUUGUGCUAAAAUGAAUAUAAAUAUUAUAUAUUAAAAUAUAUUUGCUAACCAAAGUUGCUCUGUCUGGAUCUUUUAUUAUUAAUGUAGCUGAGAGGAUACCGUAAGUAAGGAUAACUGAUUAAUUUAGAGACCUGAUGAAAUGAGACAUCCAAAGUUUCUUUAGGAUUGACCUGCAUUGAGAAAAAUCUUUAUUAUUAGUAAAGAUCUAUAUUGUUUCACGGAUGUAACGUCGAUUUCCCAGUCCAAGAUUCAUGACAUGAACACCACAACCCGUUAAACCAAUCAAGUAAAGUUUAUUUGUAUAGCACAUGUCGGUAACAAUGGCGUUCACAGUGAUUUUCUGUAUUAUAUUUAUGGUAUAACCAAUUAUGAAACAAGCACAUAUUUGUCAAAUGUAAUCAAAAUCAUCAAUAGUAAAUAAAAUAUAUGUAUUUAAAAUAUAUUGAUCUUUGUUCAAAUUGAAGCAUUGGUUAAUAGGAGCUCAGUAUGUCAGCAUCUUUGCAGUUUUCUGUAAGUUUCUCCCAGAUCUUUGGUGCAUAGAAGCUGAAUGCACAUAUGGACUUGAUGUCUUCCAUUGAUUGUCACAUAAAAUAAAAAUACAUCGUCAUAAAAGUGUUAUAUUUUUUACAGGAACACAAAACUACAUAAAUCGAUACAGAACGACAGUUUUUUACUGGAUUAUGAUCAUUAGGAUGUGACUUUUAGGAAAUACAAACGUUUAAAAACUGCAGCUGUGUUGGCAAACAAACAAGCUCUACUACACUAAGAAAAAAGUAAAUUGUUCAUCUUGGACUCACAAUGUUUUCAUUAAGCUCUUGCCAGCUGGAGUAGAAACUUAUGAAUCACAAGUGGAUCUGUUUAAAAGUUCAUUCUGUAUUACAAGUAAACAUUAGUAUCAGCAUUAUGUCAAAAAAAAUAUUCCCAUCCUUACGAAACCUCUUAGUAACCAUAGCUACCAAACCCUACGGAAGAAGAUUAGGGCCACUGAAAAAAAAACACCAAAAAAAUUCUGACUUUAAUCUCAGAAUUAUUUUGUACCCUAACAUUAAAAAAAAUGUAGAACAGUAAAACAUUUUUAAUGUUUGACCUACAUUUCUCUUCAGCAAGCAGAUUUUGUUGUGUAAAAAUAUUAACAAUUUCUUUUCAUAGACAUGCAAAAACCAAAGGGUAUAAAAGGACUAUUUAAAAACGAAACAAUACUCAAGUAUUGCAUUGAGAAAAAUUUUUAUUUUAUUUUAUAAUAUUUAUUUGACUUAUUUGACUUUAUUUUACAAUACUCAAGUACUGUUUCGUUUUUGCGCUUGAGAUUAGCUUUUUAUCUAAAUUUAUAUUUUGGUACAUUUUUUCUAACAUUCGUGAAGAAUAACAAAAAACAAAAAUGCAACUGUUUGCAGGGCACCACUCCACCUUUAAUCAACGUUUGUUGAAAUUUUAAAGAUUAUGAAUAUGAGAUAAGAACUGAAACUGAUUAUGGUCGACACUAAACGCGAUCAGAACGCCUUUUCCACAGAACAUGUGUGUGUGUGUCUAGUGCAGCUGAAGGAAAACCAGUUGGUUCGCCAGAGUUGGCUCCAGGCAACAGUUGCGGGUUAAUUAACUGCAAUUAAUAAACGGCAACCAACAGAACGUACAUUUUGCAAGUCUCAACAUUCAACUACAACAAAGAUUUAAUGCAGAGCCGAGCGCAGAAGAUGGUGAAAAAUGUCAUUUUUAGAAACUGUUCAGACAUAAAACCAGGAAAACAGGAGAAUCUGACGAUGUGUGUUAGAAACCGAGGAGUAUAUGGUAUAUAUAUUGUCUCUGUUGUUUGCUGGUCUGUAAUGUUGGUUUCUUAUCUACUAAUAGAUGAAUUAAGGAAAAAAAACCAAAUAAAUCUGAGGGACACUGACGAUUCAAGUGAGGAUGAUCAUCCCAUCAUAUUAAACACACUAUUGGGUUUUGAUCACUGUUGGGUUUUUCGUUAUUGUGCCAGAAAGGUCUUGCCAUAUUAGGUUUAGUUCUUUAUUUCUUGUCUUGUGUAUUUAGUCCAGUGUUAGUUCUUCCUCUUUGGUUUCUAGUUUCCUUUCUGUGUUAGUCUCCUUCCCUCAGUUCACCUGCUCGCCCCUCGCAGCUGUUCCACAUUCCCCUUGUAAAGUUACCUUUGCUCAUUUUAGCCAUUGUCAAGAUUACAUUCUUUUAUUUUGGUGACUUUCUUGUCAAGGUAUCUGUGGUAACUGAAUGCAGUUCAACCUGAAAAGGUUAACCGCAAUAAGCAGAAAAGUUUAGCAGGAAAACAGACAAAUGGAUAAAUAUCAGUUAAAUUUCAGCUUCAGUCGAUAAGGGAACGAGGUCAGUAACUGGGAUUGAAGUUUAUUUGAGAAACCUGAAAAUAUUUAUGGAAAAAUCUGUGAUUGAUUGUAUUAAUGACAGGAAUUGUACUGACAUAAUGAGUUGGUGAAUGACAAGGAUGGCUUUAAUGCAUCCUCAUUUAAUCAUCUGUUCUGACCUUGUAAAAAUCGACUGGAUGCUACGUCCACGAUUAACUCAACUGGAUCCAACGUCAUAGUCCACUUCUCCCAGUGUCUAUGAAUCCAUGAAGGCCGGAUGUCUGUAGUUUUUGACCCGAUUCUGGGGAAUGUUUUGAAGGCGGGGCUAAAUCCUGACGGGUUGGGGGAAAUCCAAGAGGGAUAAUACUGCAUGAACUGAGGAAAGUUUCCUCUUUAAGUGAAACAAAAGCGAAAGUGUAGACAAGAUGGGAGUGGAAAAAACAACUGAGUGUCAGAUUCCAUUUAAUAUUUACAAAAAAAACAAAACAACAAAUCUUAAUAUUUAGAAUCUUGAGUUAAAAAGAGUCAGACUGUUGGCAUUGACUAAUGCUAAUCCAUCCUGAACUCUCUCCAGACAAUGAGGUAAAUCUAGAUUAAUUUAGUUAUUUGAAUUCGGCUUCUCUGACUGAAGUUGUCCUUAAUUGUUUUUUUGCAGACAUUAAAUAUUUCAUAAGCUGAUCAAGUCUCUUUUACAGAACAAUAAUCUUGAUGCCUUAGUAAUAAAUAAUGGCAGCCCCACAGCUAACCUAACGGUUUAGUUAAAGAUAAUUGAAAGGUUAGUUGGUCUCUGGUCUGUCUUGGUAAUCUGGAUCUCAGCGCCGCAUUUAGAUAUAGUAGAUUAUAACAUCAUAAUUGACAGAAUGGAAAAGCAGACAGGAUUUACCUGAUGCGGCGCUAAACUGAUAAUCAAAAAUUAAAGCAAACAAAACCACCUUUGGGGUACCUCAGGGCUCCAUUCUCAGACCACUUUUAUUUAAAAUCUACAUGAUAUUAUUACAUUACUUUAUGGAGCACUAUGGUAUCUCUAUGGUAAUAUAGACCAGAGUUCCUGAAAUCCAUUCGUUGAGGGUCGGGUGUCCGGCAACUUUUGGACGCUCCCCUGGUCCAACACACCUGAAUCAAAUGGCUUAAUUACACCCUCAGUGUAGGUCAAGUUCUCCUGCUAAUUACCUUAUUAUUGGACUCAGGUGUGUCAAUGCUGAGACACACUGAGACUGAGCUACACCAGUCAUUACGACGCCCUGUUUCCUAAUAAACAUGAUUAAAAAAAACAAAACAAUUGGUGUUCUGUAAAUCCCUGAAUGGCCUUGUGUCUAAAAACCUUUCAGCUGCUCAAAUCCCAAAGCAUUAAGAGGCUUUUCUGUACAUAUACUAUCGCCCCCAAAAAUGUACUAUACCUUCAUAAUUUUCAUAUACUUGAGUAUUAUGUCACAAAAAUCCCCAAAUAGAAGUGGAAUUCAUGAUCUGAGCUUAUUGUUUUAAUAAUAUAUAAAGUGCAAUGCAAGACAUGCAUUAUAGAAACAAAUGGAGAAAAAGAACAGAAAAAGUAUUUGCCGCCCCCCAACUCCCUCAAAAUUGCUGCCCUGGGCUACUGCCCCUGUCAGCCCUGACUCAGACAAUGAAUGAAUUCAUACAAGUUGUAACGUCUUUCUAUGUGUCCUAUGAGGGACAAAUCCAUACUUUUCUGCCUUAAACACCAAUGAAAGCAAAACACUUCCUGUUAGCAAAAGAGGAACAGCCACAAGAAUUUGUUUAUCAAAUAUGCUGCAUUCAAAGCAUGUACGAACUAAUCUAACCGUGGACGCUGACUCACUAACCUGCGCCACUUGUUUUGUUCAUUAUGGGUUUCCCUAGAAAUGAAAGUGGAAUAAUUCAGUUUUUUUUUCUUUUAAAAAAGAAGCAGAAGCCCAGCUUCGUAAUACAAAUAUAACUCAGCUUUCCCCAACAUAACGUGGAGGUGAUUCGAUUGUUUUGUUGAUUUCGUUUUUCCUGAAAUGAUGGUCAUCCAAGUGGCUGACACUCCCUUUGCAUACCAGCCGUGUCAGACAAGCAGCAGUACCUUCCCCAAGUGGUUUCUAGUUUCAUUUCUGCUCUGCUGUCAGAGGGAAGAGGCACUGACUUCACGGAGGCAAACAGAGCCUGAGAGGCUACUCUGAAAAGGUGAACAAGACAAAAAUGUCCAGAAAAACAGCACUGCCCACAUCUGCAGGCAAAAAGCUUGUUUCGGAAGAAAUCAGAGAUUACUUUACUGUUUUGGAUGUCAUUUACGCAGAUCAGUUUGUAGAAGAGACCAUAGACCAAGAAACUGCUGAACAAGCAGAAGAGAAGUUUCUCAGAGGAGCACCACCUGAAUGGUUAAACUUUCACAUCAGUGAUCUGGCUGAGUCAAAUGGCACGGGAUCUUCAUUCAUCAAACGAGAUGGGUAUAAGAGACUUGUGCAGCAGAUUCACAAACGGAGAAACUACAUCGGAACACCAACGGUUAAACUGCUUCACCAGCAAGGAUGUGGGGGAACCACACUGGCCAUGCAAGUAUUAUGGGACAUGAGAAAAACCCUCAGAUGUGCUGUCUUAAUGGGUUCCCCUCUAGAGUGCACAAAGAUUGCAAAGGAAGUUGUUCACCUUUUUACAGGAGGCAGCAAAGAUGACCUCAACACUGUGCUGCUCUUGAUAAAUGAGGAGUUCAUUUUGGAGCAUCUUCAAGACAGCAUCAUGACAGAGAUUGAAGAACAGCAGAUAGACAUUGAUAUUCCUGUGGUAAUUUUAUUCAUCUGUGUGAGAAGUGACCACGCCGUCCUCAAAACCGAACACUACAGAGAACAAGAGGGGUUCAUGAAGGCUCAUGACACUGACUACGUCACCCUCAAAAGGACCCUCUCAGAUACUGAAAAGGAAGAACUGGAUACCAAAAAGGAAGAGCUCAGCCAAAAAUAUGGAGCCAAAGCCUCCCAGUUCCAUGGUUUCAACAUACUGCAUAGUAAUUUCUCACAGGAUUAUAUACAAGAAGCAUGUGCUGUCCUUAACAUGGUUGAAAGGAAAAAGAAACCCUUGAAGACCCAACUUUUGUCCUUCCUGUCCUUGCUGAAUGCCUAUGUACCAGGCUCCUACCUACUAGAGUCUGACUGCUUAGACUUCCUCAGACAUGACAACUCCCUGCAGGGUGACCUUUCAGUGGUGACCCGAAAGCAGCCUUUCAGUCAUCUCAUUAUCUCUUUUCAACAUGACAAAAGGUGUGAGAAAAGAAUCCGGAUGGCUCAUCCAAUGAUUGCAAAGCAUUGCACUGAACUACUGGCUAUUGCAGGGGUGGCCAGAAGUGACACGGCAAGAGACUUCUUGCUCCAAUUUUGUCCAGAUGAGGUCUCUCCAUGUUUGCUUGGCUUCAUCAAGGACUUGCUGACAAAACGAGAGCAUAAAAAGGAUGGGUCGAUCGAAGAUUCGGAUCUGGAGAAAUUUUCUACUCUGAUUUUACACAUUAACGAGGUAGAAGACAAAAACCAGAGUGCAUUGGUUCUCAAGGUGGCAUCAGAGAAGUUUGAUAAGAACUCUUUGUUCCCCCAGGCACUUGCUAGGCUUUGUUAUGGAGAACUUGAAGACUUCAAAGAGGCUGAAUUUUGGGCAAAAAAGGCAAUAGAACGAGACCCCAAAAAAUCCUUUAUUGCCGACACGUUGGGCCAAGUUCAUAAAAACCAUCUGAGGAACAAAAGGUUUUCAAUUGAACCAAGAGAACUGUUGCAGUUGGCCCAGAAGGCUAUUGAAGCUUUUGAGCAUGAAGAAAAACUUGCUGAAGAAGAACACAGGAAAAGUUUGACAGAAGAUGAGAAAUCUAAAGUCCUGUGGGGUUUAAACACCAGAGGGCAGUUUGGUUUCCUGCAGGUCUAUAACAUUCUCUUUGACCUACUUGUCUUCCAAAAUGAGACGUGGAAGGAAGUGCUUACAAAGAGUGUGCCGAUGGGCUCAGUCCUGGAAUCACUUGGAGAUACCAAACUCUUUAGGUUCAGGGACCUCGUAGAGAAUCUCAGGGAGAAAGUUGAGAAAAAAAUGGAAUUCUUUGACAACUUUCUCACUUAUUCACAGUCUGUCCUGAGAAAAGACAAAGCUUAUGUUUCUAGAGAAGCUUCAGCAUGCUACAAAAAGUAUGUUGGAGACUCUGUCCCUGAACACAAUGGCAGACUCCAACAGACUUUCCAAAAACUGAAACAGAAACUGGCCAUCACCUCUGCUGGGGUCCUCUCAUGUCUAGACCGAACAUGCACAUCACACAUUGAAUAUAUCAUAGAGUGGUGGAGGGAAAUUUCACAAGGAAAUAAUUCCACUACUGAGGCUUUUGUCAACUUUAUCCUUGCGCAGAUCAUGCUUUCAAACAAAAACAAGGCUAUAUCCAGUUCUGAUUAUAAAAAUGCUUUAAAACUAAAAAAGCCACCGUCCUCUGUCACACAAGCAGAGUAUCACCUUCUAUCUCUGCUUCUGUCUUGGCCUACAAAUGAUGAAGACAAACCAGUUCCCCAUCUCUAUCAGUUAAUAAAAAAUGCAAGUCAUGCUUAUGAGCGAGAAUACAAGACGAUGUUUCGAUCAAGAUACCUCCGACCUCUGUUUUUUCUUGGACCAGGCAUAAGCUUGAAGAGAUUUGUUCACCGACGGGUUCUUGAGAUCUUGUGGACCAAAGAUGCACUACAAGAAUCAAACACAAACUGGAAGAAUGAGAGUAUCUUCAGGGAUUCCAUAGUUGAAGAACAUCUUCUCAAAGUUGAAGGAGUGGUGCGAAACUACGGAGUCUAUGCAAGAGUCAGAGGCACUGAAGUUGAGGUAGAUGCAAACCGAAGGGACUGUCUCUGUAGAUCAGGUCAUGUCUCCUUCUACCUGGGAUUUACCAUCAAAGGUCCAGUAGCCUUCAGCAUUCGGAGAAAAUUACUGGUCACCGAGGGGGCCCAAAAAAUGAAAACCCCUGAUCACGCAGAAGCAAGCAGCAAUGGAAUGACAGAAACAGGAAAGAAGCAAGGUGCUGAUGUGGCCUAGUUAAAGACCAGAGAUGAGACUGAAAGAACUGCUGUGGGGACAAAGUCCAAGAUCUGCGGAUGAAUGGACACAAAGUUAGAGAGAAGAGUGUGAAUACAUUUCACCGUUACUUUACAUGGCACUACGAUGAUGUCUCUUAUAUGUGGUUAUGUAAUUGCACUGAGUUUUGUAUUGUUUGUGAUUUGUGUUUUUGUGAAAAUUACACUACAUGUCAUGAUUUAGCUUCAAUGAAAAACAUUAAAAAAUGUUAUUAAAUGUAUUUUUUAUCACCGUAGGGUAAAAAGGGGUACUUGCUUUUUAUUUUGUCUUAAGUUUAUUUUCUGUACACAACUGCCGUUUCAUCAAAUGUUCAGUAUUAAUCAUUUUUUUAAUGUUUUGUAUUUAGUUUUUUUUUUUACAAAAUCAAUGUGAAUUUUUGUUAAAUUUGUUUUACUCGUUUAAAAUAGUUUUUCACACAAAGUUAAAGAAAAAAACAAUGUAUAAGAAUGAAAGCAGGCAUUUUAAUAAUUUAAACAGUAUUCAUUUCUUCUGUGAAAAAGGAAAGUUUUUUCACCAGCCACUAGAGCAGCAGGUUGCUCCGUUACCGUAGCAACCUGCGCUCCGCUCCGUAAUGAGCUGCUACCGUUACCGCUCAUUCCAACUUAGAUUAAUUUCUCCAGAAAAGCGAGUGAAUUGAAAACACUUAUUUAAUGUAUGCUGUAACCUGCAUGUCUUUAAUAUGUGAUAGAGUACACAAAUAAAAGUUUGAAAGAUAAAUGAUGUUUAUCAUGCAAA